AUGGUGUUUAAAAUUCUACACAUCAUCACUUCUACAACAACAGCAGACAUGUACGUCACACGGUUAAUAAACUACUACAACAGUGUCUUUAGAAUACUCAAUUGGGACGACAUUCCUUAUUAUUCAUUCCUAUCAUUCUUUUAUCAGUUGUACAAUUAUUUCUCUGGUAAAUCAAUUAUUAUAAGUCGUGCGCAUGUGCUCAAUUCAUUCAUUCAUCCAGCAUCCGGCCAAAAAAAUUUUAAGCAAGAAGUAAAAAAAAAUAUCAACAACAACAAUUUUCUCCUUUUAAUAUAUUACAAAACAUUGACAAGCUUCAUUUACAACAAGAUUUUAAUUAUUUAUCACAUUUCAAGAAUAAACAACACCAGCAUAUCUACAGAAACUAAUUGCAAUUAA
Molecule: messenger RNA, 396 nt
Organism: Candida tropicalis MYA-3404
Lineage: Eukaryota; Fungi; Ascomycota; Pichiomycetes; Serinales; Debaryomycetaceae
Exons: 1
Coding region: 1-396 (131 amino acids)
Source: RefSeq, a predicted model, not a curated record